CGAGAACAUGAAGGAAACGGACGUAUUUAUGCAGCAACUUGUGGACGACCUCAAUUUCGAGGAGUACAGCGGUGCUCUGCCCGAGGGAGGAACUUCUGCAGAAGACAACCUGUAUCCGACACCUCCGCUAGACUCAUCGCUGGCGCAGAUGUUCAGCGACUCCCGCUAUGCUGCUCAAGUUCCGCGCUACUAUUUGGACGAGCCGGCGUCUUGCGGCACUGUCGAUCUCAGUACCCAAUUUGAGCAUCUUAUCGACCAAAAUGCACUGGAAAAAAAGAGCACACGGGCAGAACCAUGCAAAGAUCACGACAUGUCGCCAGACUCAAACUAUAACUGGAGACAAGUGCUAGAGGUGGGGAUUCUGGAUGCACUGGAGUCGCCGCAGGCCACUCCCAAGCAGCCGUGUGAACAUCUAUCUCUGGCACAGGAAAAGACGCCCUGUCGAGGGCUGGACUAUUACCGCAUACAGAACAACAUUAGCAUCCGCGCGUUCGAGGCAUUCAACAAGCCAGACUCCAAGUAUAUCUACCUAGAGAACAGGAAGUAUGGCACGAACCUGUACGAGCCAGCGGUGAACCGCAAGCUGAAUCCGCAGCUGCUGGGGCACGAGACAGACACGGCGUCGCGCAAAAAAAGCGUUAAUACGGGCAACUUUGCUCUGUGUCCGUUCUGUCCCAUGACGCAGGAAAACAGCAGAAACGAAUUCCAGAAGCUGUUUUUCAAACGCAACGACAGCAACUAUCUCCAUCACAUGAUCCAAUUCCACGGGGUGUUUUCUAACGGCCGACUGGUCAAGGACCCUGCAAAACGGGGCUGGCUUUUUUCCAAAGAAAUGGCAGAGCCCGUGGAGGUGGUGGAGUGCCCGUACUGCUCGGAAUGCAUCACGCUCAAAAAGUACAAGGCCUCAAACCCAAACGAGCAUCGGCUACUCAAGUAUCUGCGGCACGU
Molecule: messenger RNA, 948 nt
Organism: Ogataea polymorpha
Lineage: Eukaryota; Fungi; Ascomycota; Pichiomycetes; Pichiales; Pichiaceae
Exons: 1
Source: RefSeq, a predicted model, not a curated record